AUGGCGGAGGUUCACUUUUUCUUGAUCGUCGAAACUGUAUUGCUUUUUGGUGCGUCACUAUGUGGAUUCAUUGCUUCGAUAACUAUAGGUGUUACACGGGAUAAACUCGGUGGUUGUCCCUUGUAUGGAGAGAUUAGUUGGUAUAAUGCUACAGCCCCUACGCUUGAUCACUUUGGUUCCUCAUCGUCAUGUAAUUUUUGUGUUGGUGUACAAGUAAUAGCAGCACUGUAUGCCUUGGGAUUCGCUUUUUUUCACAUCUAUGUUCUCAUAAAGAGAGAAGAUAAGAAUACCAGAAUAGUGCCACCUUUAUUGGUGAAUACUGGUUUGACUAUCAUUAUUUUUAUUCAGGCCUGUGUGGUCAGUGUGGGAUUUUUACAGUGGUGUAAAAGCAUUGAAUAUAAAGAUGUUAUAUCGGAAUGUCGAGAGGGGCAGAGGAAACUUCUGCCAUCCCGUCCUGAAAUGGACUUUUCAUCGUUCUUUGAUUACUUGACAUUAGGAGAGAGCACUUCUUGGUUUUCGUUCCUAUUCUGGGGUGCAUUAGUGGUCGUCUGCAUCGUCCGACGUUGCCGUGACAACAGCAUGCCUGAUGACCAUACAGCUGAAGAAAGAAAACCAGUGUUGGGACCUUCUUUAACACCUUCGCCAUCUGUCCCGUCGUAAAUGACCAAGCAGUUGCUGAAUGCAGAGACAUUAGGGGAUUCCGCAUGGCAUGGAGUAUAUCUCUUCAAGUGGUCGGUUUUGAACGUCCUCGUAGUUUAUUUUUAUGCAUGUCUCAGCUAUAGGCGGUGGAACAUGGGUUUAUUGUUGUGCAUUUCACUUGUAUCACAUGCAUACACAUGGGAAGUGAAUUGAAGUGGGAAUGUUGUGACGUGUAAUAUCGUUGUCAUUUCACGCAAAUCAUGUAUUUAUCUGCAUCAAUCUUUACGUACUUAUUGCUUACAGUAUGAAUAUUAGGCAUCUUAGG
Molecule: messenger RNA, 964 nt
Organism: Saccoglossus kowalevskii
Lineage: Eukaryota; Metazoa; Hemichordata; Enteropneusta; Harrimaniidae
Product: transmembrane protein 179B-like
Source: RefSeq, a predicted model, not a curated record